ACUGAAGUUGAACUGAUGACGAGGUGAAAAUGGCGGAUCUUUCGAAAUCCAAUCCCGGCCUGAAAUAGAAACGUAGCAGCUAGUCACUUUCAUAGCACUCAAAUUGCUGCCACCAAUUGUUGAUUUUAACACCGAGAGAAAGUGAAAACAAAACAUUUUGCAAACACCACCGAUUCGUCUUUUGGAGUGAAAAAAUGUGAACUGGUCCCGCCAGAACUGACUACUUUAGCAAGCUAGCUGGUCAGCUAGCUAGCUAGCUAACAGGAGCUGCUGUUUUAUUUGCCGUAUUGUUGAGUGGCUGAGCACUAGCUGCAAGAAUGGAUGUGGUGUCCCCGGAGCUCAACAGCCUCCUCCCAGAUGAAAUCAUGGACACGGAGUCCAUCGUGAUGGAGGACCUCCCACUCGAGCCCCCCAUGGUGCCGGGCCAGGUGGUGUCUGAGGAGGCCCCGGUGCCCAUGGAAACGGAGGUGCCCGAGAUCAUCAGCAUGAGCACGGCGGUGGCCCCCACACAGAGGACACUGGCCCUCACCACGUCCACCAGCACGGACUCCGCCCUCUGCAGCAUCAGCUCCGGCACCCAGCUGCUCCUGACCCCCUCCAGCACGGUGGCCCUCAGGCCCCCGGCCUCUGUCGCCACGGCCGUCCACCUCCCCGCCGCCAAGCCCACCAGCCCGGGCAUCAGCGGGGGCCUGCAGAAGCUCACCGCGCCCUUCACCAUCUCCGCCAACCACCAGAUCAUCCUCAACAAAGUGGCUGCCUCCUCGGCAGUCGACGCCAAGUCUUCCGGCGCCCAAGUUCUGAAGCAGGAGGGCCAGAAGCUGGUGGUCACCACCCUGGGGAAGGCGGGCCAGCCCAUUGUGCUGACGCUGCCCCACACUGCAACCAAGGCCAGCCCCACCCAGGGCUCUGGGGACUCCAAGGCCCAGCCCCAGCAGUACAAGGUGUUGACCAUCGGGAGCAGGACAGACCUGAAGCCCGUCAUGGGCGUCCAGCCUGUCAGCACAGCCAGCCAGCUUCUGGGGACUUCCACCCUACAGACCCAGCAGCUUAAGACCGUACAGAUUGCAAAGAAAACGCAGGCGUCUUCAACAGGACCAAUGAUAACAAAAUUUAUUAUCACAAAACCUCUGAACAGCAAAGGUGUAUCAGGAAGAGUCCUGUCACAGAGCUCACCAGGGACGCCCCCUCGAACCAUCACCCUCUCGGAAACGCUCAGCACCACCCAACAGACCAUCUCCAGCAGCAAGAUCGCUAUCUCGCCCCUCAAGUCUCCCAGCAAGCUGACGGUGGUGUCCGUGGCCUCCCAGUCCCCAGCCUCCCCACAGAAGUCCGUGGCCGUUCCACUCAACAUGGCCCUGGGCCAGCAGAUCCUGGCAGUGCAACAGGCCACCUCCACAUCCCCAGCCAAGGUGGUGUCCAAUCACUCCACCCCACAGAGCAUGAAGCCGGUGCAGACCAUGGCCGUCGGGGGGGUGAGCGCAUCCCAAUUCAAGACCAUCUUCCCUCUGGCCACCCCCCCAAACGUCCAGCAGAUCCAGGUGCCAGGCAGCAGGUUUCACUACGUGCGCCUGGUCACAGCCACCACUGGCAGCAGCACGGCUCAGACAGGCAGCCCCAGCACCAACUCGGCCCUCCCCACAGCGAAGCCCAUGGUGGUUAACACUGCUGCAGUUCGGAUGUCUGUCCCCAUCGUUCCAGCACAGACCGUGAAGCAGGUGGUGGCCAAACCCCUCACCACCUCCCCCCAGGUGGUGACCACCAACCAGACCCAGCAGAGACUCAUCAUGCCAGCCACGCCCUUACCUCAGAUCCAGCCCAACCUCACCAACUUACCCCCCGGCACUGUGCUGGCCCCAGCCCCCGGGGCCGGGAACAUGGGCUACGCAGUGCUGCCGGCACAGUGUUUCACGCAGCUCCAGCAGUCCACGUUCGUGACCUUGGCCAGCAGCAGCAGUUUCUCAACACCCACUGGCGUGCAGUCACAGGCCAGGCUGCCUCUCAAUGGCUUAUCAGCGUCAGAUUCUGCAUCAAGGCCAAGAAAACCGUGCAACUGCACCAAGUCGCAGUGUCUAAAGCUGUACUGUGACUGCUUUGCCAACGGAGAGUUCUGUAAUAACUGUAACUGCACCAACUGCUUCAACAACCUGGAGCACGAGACCGAGCGGCUGAAAGCCAUCAAGGCCUGUUUGGACCGAAACCCAGAGGCCUUCAAGCCUAAGAUUGGCAAGGGCAAGGAGGGCGAGUCGGACCGCCGGCACAGCAAGGGCUGCAACUGCAAGCGCUCGGGCUGCCUGAAGAACUACUGCGAGUGCUAUGAGGCGAAGAUCAUGUGCUCGUCCAUCUGCAAGUGUGUGGGGUGUAAGAACUUUGAGGAGAGCCCGGAGCGGAAGACGCUCAUGCACCUAGCGGACGCCGCUGAGGUGCGCGUUCAGCAGCAGACCGCCGCCAAGACCAAGCUCUCCUCACAGAUCUCCGACCUGCUCACCCGGACCACGCCUGCCAUCACCAGCGGAGGGGGCAAGCUUCCCUACACGUUUGUUACGAAGGAGGUGGCAGAGGCGACGUGUGAUUGUCUGCUCGAGCAAGGCAAGCAGGCAGAGGUGGCCAACCAGCCCCAGGCAGCAGCAGAGAGGAUGAUCCUGGAGGAGUUUGGCCGCUGUCUGAUGAGAAUCAUCAACUCCGCCAGCAAAGCCAAGACGGACUGCUCCAUCAACUGCUAGGCCCCGCCCACACGUACCUCCACAGUAGCCCCGGUGCCGGGAGGGGAAGUGCUGGCCCAGGGCGCCGCCCGCCCCUCCCUCUGCUCUCAACUGCUAGGCCUGCUCUUUAUCCUGUCACCUGACUCAGAGCUGCAGCGAGGAGAGCGGCGAUACCAGCCAUUCUGGACCCCUAGCUCCAGUGAUGGGGCAGGCCUAAACCACGCCCUCCCCAGUCCGAGCAGAGGACAGGAUUGGUGGCCAGCUAAGGCCCCUGCUCCGUGAACUGAUAUGCCUCUCCCCCCACAGCCAAGCAGGGGAUUGUGGGAGGAAAAUUCUCCCAGAAGAAAGGGGCCAUGAGGUAUUUGAGCAGGGGAAAGAGGUUUUAACCUCCUGGUCUCUUGGUGCACCACAUGACCAGGAUAAAACGGUGUGCUUUUUUGGGAUUUGUUUUAGAGUGACUUGUGAACAUUUUCGAUGUAGACAUUUUUAUGAUUUUUUUUUUUUCUCCCCUCCCUCCUUCCUUCCCUCCCUCUCUCACUGGAUUUGUUUUAUUGCUCCACAUCAUGCCAUUUCUCGUUCGGUCGUUCCUAUUUUCACGCUCCACCUCGCUCAUUAGCGUGGGAACUGUAUUUUAUAUUUACUAACGACCUCUGCACAUAGAGGAAGUCGGCAAGGAAGCCUGUCAAAUUUGAACUUGCCCUGUUCUAAUCAUGAUUGUUGUAUACAGUAAGUAGCCUUUACUGUAGCUUGAAUUAAUCUUUUUUCUAUUUAUGCUUUUCCCCACAGUUUCCAUGUUUUCAGCUGAUGCUCAGAACUGCAUUAAACUCCCCAGGAAAUUGUAAUAUAAUGCAUCUGCAUACAAAAAAAACUUUACUGUACCAGUGAAGGAAACCCCUAAAGCAUAUUAGUCAGAACUGCAACUGCAAAUUUCCCAAUGUUGUGUAUGAAUUGACCUCACUUCCUCUUGCGGAACACAAUUUGUUGGAUACGGUUAUCAUCUGAGUUUUGCCUCUUUCCAGAAUGUGGCAUAGGCAACUCCCUGGAGUGUUCAACGUCUCAUUUUCAAAAACCAGUUCAGUCUGAAUGGGAACUUACUGGUAUCACUGCAGCUGAGAAAGCUUCUCAUUUCAUGCCAUUGACCAUUUCUAUGUCUGUACCGCUUGCCAGGCUUGACUAGUACUCACUGAAAUAAAACUGUAUCCGUGAGUUUUAACCACAACUCAUAAAAUGAGUUUUCCCAGGUGUCUCACUUCCCAUUUAUUUAUAUAGUGUGGGUGCCCUUUGAAUCUUAGUGCUCUUGUCUGAAAUUUUCUCCCAAUUUAAGAAUUUCAGGAAUGAUGCAUGUGAGGUUUUCCAGGAGUUUAUUGUGACAAAUCCUUUGGGCAUCAAAAAUCUUUUAGGAAUUUCAAAGGGAAAAAGAGCUGUGAAUUCCUUAUCAAGAGCGAAAAGGCUUUGGACUUCUGGAUUGAAAACGAGGACCCCUUUCUCGGAUUGUGGAAAUCCAGUUGUUUGAUCAGGUUGUUUUGAGUCGGGCCCUAUAUGAUUACGAAGGGUUACAAUAUCAAACAUUCAGGUGUACUAAACAUGGUCUUACUCUUCAAAGGCAGAUCUGGUCUUUGUUUAGGAGUGCUGAUCUAAGAUCAAGUUUCCUUGGCCAUAGUCUAGCCUUAUCCAUUAUAUACAAAGGCAUGAGUGAUCCUACUGUUACUCAGAAACACUUUAUGAAUAUUGGCCUAGAUACCAAACCCAUAGUUGUGUAUUUCAGGUUAUACUGUUCAAAAUUCCAUCAUUUUUGUCAACUGAGUCACAAGGUGUUGUUUGCAGUGAUCUUGGUACCUUUUUGGACUCUCUCGGGAAGAACAUGGAAUCCCACCUUUGUCACUCCCAGCUUUCAGUGAAGAAUUCAUCUCACCCAAAACUCUCCCCUGCCCAUUCAACCUCUGUUCACAUAAUCAUCAUGCAAGGUCUAAAAUGAUGACGAUAAGUGUCUGUCAGAACUCAUGCAAAGUGCAGAUAUUUUAAUCCAGCAGAGUGCCUUCUCUUGCAAGUGAACAGGCAUUUCACUGUGGAAUUGUUUUGGUUCUUCUUUUGGACCAGAACUCACACUGGUAAUAAAGGUCGAUAAAGCGUGGUUUCAUUGAAGAGCAGAUUUUAGUAUUUUGUCCAGGUAUCUAAGAAUAUUUCAUCACUUUGCAGGUUUGGGGGAAAAAAUAUGAGUGACAUUUCAAAAAAUUUGUGGAAGAAAACACAUUUUACAUGCAAAUGCUGUGGUACACCCUCUUCAGAUCUUAACCCAUGCUCACUCAGAAAGAAUGUGUUUGUUCUAAUCAAAUGAAAAUGUGGGAAAUGAUGGAAGCUUUGCUCCCCACAAUACUCAUGCCUUAAGUUUCUCUUUUGCUCAGGGCCUUUAGGAAUAUUUUACCCCCCUCCACAUAUCCCUGAAAGUAAAUGGUUGCUGUGGUGGAUCAGUGCAGAGAUUGAAAUAAAAAAAUAAAAACUUUUGAGUGCAGCGUUUCAAAAUGCAGGUACUUUCUGAAUGGCUAGUUUUAAUAGUGCAUUCUGCAACCCGGGCUGUCCUACAUGAGGUUUCAAAGUUUUCUUUUCACCACACCCCCUUCCCCAUAUGGUUUUUUUAAUUGCUCCUUAAUGAUAUGUCAAACCCUGGAGAGCUGCGGUGUGUCCGUUUUUGUGUUUUCCAUUCAAUCAGCAGCCGAUUUAGGCCUUGGAAACUGGGUGUGUGACUGUGCAUUAUCUAAGUGCUGAAAUAAUCUGAAUCCAGUAGACAUGGAGGCCUUCAGUACUGACACCCUUGCUGUAUGCUGAAUGCUCCAUGAAAUGUAGGCCUUGUUAUGAGCCCUAACAGGCAGUCAAAAGAAGGUCAGACUUGUACUCGCGCUUGGCAAAGAUGCAAUUUCUGUAACAGACUAUAUUGGGCCCAUUAUUGUAGUACUGGUUCAUACAUGCUUUUUAUAUAGACCUAGCCUAUCUGGACCAGGUUUUAGUCAUGUUUCUGGUUGAGUGGAUUUUAUAGCACUUGAGACCAUCAAUUGUAUUACACUUGUACCUGCCAAUAUUCUUUGGUACUCUUAACACGUCUUGUCAGAGAACAGCAGAAAUAUUUUAGAACAUGCCAGAAAUGACAUUGUGCUUCCUGUCACAAUGGUCCCAGAUCAGUAUUAAGAAGAAUGGGCAUCACUUGUAUUUCUUCACGGGAUAGAUUCAUGGGUAGUUUUCUAAGGGCUGCCAAUACACUGAAGCACAAGCCACAUCUUCUCCAACUGAAUUUUCUUUCAUACACUUCAAUCAAGUGGCAGUGGCAGGAUAAUUAAUUGAAAGGUUUCGCCAGAAAAGGGAAUUAACCAGGUUUAAAACUACUGCAAAAAAACAGCCAAGCGUCUCUCUUUUUUUCCCCCCCCUCCCCAGUUGAGACAAAGAAUCACGAUGAUUCUUAGUUUGAGUGAACAGGUAGAUGAGUAGAAACCCUGCUCCAUUUCAGGGAAUCCACUGACCAUGUGAUCUUGUAUAAAUGUAAAGUAGUGAGAACAUUAGAGCUUCUUUGUACUUAAUCAACAAUUGCAAUACUUGCUUUUUCACAACGUGAAUCUGUACUAAUAUGUAAAUGUUCUAUUCUUUCCUGCACCUCUGAGAUGUGUAUUGAAGAUCUUGUGUAACAGUUCGGUAGUAUUUGGAUUUGUUGAUUGUAUAUGUUGGUGUGACAAUUUCUUGUUUCUUUUAAGGUGAGAUUGGAUAUUUUUACAUUUCAUUUACUUGGCAUACAUGUAAACCUUUAUUUUCUGUCUAGAGAAUUAUUUAAUUUAUCAAGCCCAUCUUUAUCUUUAUUAUGACAAUAUAACACCUAGUAUCACUCAGAAUGAAAGUAAUUUUUAAUUAUUUGCAAACUUAAAGAUUUAUAUUUAGUAAAAUGCAUAAAAUGUUCUGUGACAGUAUAUUGUAAGCAAACUAUGAAGCAAAUAAAAUUUAUACAGUUCUGUAGAA
This is a messenger RNA of Conger conger (European conger), 6695 nucleotides long. It is a transcript of the gene lin54, whose product is annotated as lin-54 DREAM MuvB core complex component. The transcript is spliced from 13 exons. Gene Ontology annotation, biological process: regulation of DNA-templated transcription. Lineage: Eukaryota; Metazoa; Chordata; Actinopteri; Anguilliformes; Congridae. Bases 318 to 2720 code for a protein of 800 amino acids. The record is from RefSeq and is a predicted model, not a curated record. Gene Ontology annotation, cellular component: nucleus.